AUGUGCAUCACCAGGCACUCGUACAAGUUCUGGUACGGGAUCAUGCACACGGGCUCCAUCAAGAUCCUAUUCUGCGGCGACUGCGUGAUCGAGGCCGAGCUGACGGACACCCACGACCUGGCGGACGUGUGCGACGACGUGCCCAGGGUGAUGGGCUUCUACAGGAACCUGGUCAGCAUGGGAGAUGACGAACCUGGCCUUGAAGAGGACGAGACGCGCAUCACCCCGUGCGCGUGGAGGGACUCGCUGAUCGACGUCGGCAUGAAGAAAACACGAUCAAAACGGGAUCAGCCUGCCGACCGCGUACCCGUCCAGCAGAUGUGCCUGACGCUGAUGAGCAUGGGGAUCACGACCAACACCGGGAGGAUGUGGCACCGGUACGAGGUCGAGUUCAUAAGCUCGUAUACCAUCAAGCACAUGGUCGAGCACACGAACGAGAACGUCAUCGUGUGCAUGGUCGUGGUCAAGAUCAGGCAGACGUCCUCGGGCGAACUCACAUUCACGCUGCUGGAGGCCAUCGAGAGUCUCUACUAG
Fonsecaea erecta is the source of this 534-nucleotide messenger RNA. RefSeq lists its product as hypothetical. The transcript is spliced from 3 exons. The coding region runs from base 1 to 534 and encodes 177 amino acids. The record is from RefSeq and is a predicted model, not a curated record. NCBI's taxonomy places the organism in Eukaryota, Fungi, Ascomycota, Eurotiomycetes, Chaetothyriales, Herpotrichiellaceae.